Molecule: messenger RNA, 939 nt
Organism: Ambispora gerdemannii
Lineage: Eukaryota; Fungi; Glomeromycota; Glomeromycetes; Archaeosporales; Ambisporaceae
Source: the annotation of a GenBank genome assembly
AUGUCAGUUGUUAGCUACGGUCCUAUGGAACAUCUUCAAAUGGAUCUUGUAGACUUUACAGCAUAUAAAGAACAAAAUGAUGGCUUUGCAUGGCUUCUUACGAUCGUCUGCAUUUUUUCAAAGUUUUUUUGGGCUAUUCCGCUUAAGACUAAAGAAACUGUAAUCAUUGAGGAUGCCUUGGUUUCUUUAUUUGCUCAAUGGGGUGUGCCAUCGAUCCUUCAAUCUGAUAAUGACAAGGAAUUCGUUUCCAAUAUCAUUAAAAAUAUUUGUAUGGCUCUUGGGAUUACAAUUCGACAUGAUCAUCCACGAUAUCCACAAUCACAAGGUCAAAUAGAGCGAUUAAAUCAGACAAUCAGAUGUGGAUUUACAAAAAUGAUGUGGGAUGAAGAAAAUCAACUUCAAAAUGUUAAUUGGAAAGAUAACCUGCAAAAAUUUAUUUUCUCUUAUAAUACCACACGACAUAGUGCUCACAAUAAAACUCCCUGUGAAGUUAUGUUUGGUUAUAAACUCCUUGGAAUUUAUCAAAAAUUUAAUCUAAAAGAUAUAGAAGCUGUUCAAGAAAUAGACAAUUCACCUGAAAUUCAAGUUGCUAAUACUGUCAUUUUAUCGCAAGUCGUUCGAGAACAUCUGGAGAAGAUUACAGCUAUUCAAGAUAAUAUAAACAAUCAGCUUGAGAAAUCAUGCAAAUAUAUGAUUAAACAUUCUAAUGUUCACCGUCAUACAAAUAUUCUUGAACCAGGUCAAUCAGUUACAAUUGCUCCAGAUACUGAUAUGAACCCAUCGACUAGAAAGCGCAAGUUGGAAGUUACUUUUAAGGAUACCGGAACGAUUAUUGGUAUAACAAACAAUAAUAAGACCGUUAUUAUUGAAACGCCUGAGAAAAAUACUAAACGUUGUCCUUCAAAAAGGGUUCGUCGUCUUAAAAAAGUUGAUUCUUAA